AUGAAUUUUACGGAUACAGUUAAAGAACUUUUGGAUGCGAAAGCGCGAGAUCCCAAUUAUAAUUCGUCUUGGGCAGCUUUAUGUGGUGGUCUAUUUCAGGCGGAAGAUCACAAUUUGUCAACUCUUGAUGACAUGUCGGUUCACCUGUAUCAAUGCAUACUUUCCUGUGUAAGUUCAGAGGUGUCAAAGGAUUCACGGUUCGAAAAAGGAAUUCUAGAGAGACCCUUUUAUCUGGCAUUGGUCGAAAUGCUAAGGAAUUGCUUUGAAAAUGGUGGGGAAUUCCCGGAUGACAUAAAACAUAGUAAAUUAUUUAUGCUCGAAAACAUCAAUCUGUCGAGAUUGGAGGAAAUCGAGAAAGAAAUGAAGCGUAUCUUGGAUUUAUGGAACGGGUUUCCCAAUGUACUCGAAAGUUUGCAUAAAAAUACACUUCGUGACUUUCUCUUUAAGUUUUUGACGCCCAGAGAUCUUAACACGUUCUUGGGGCUCCGAACCACCGUAGGGUCGGCCACGCAACUUCCACCAUCAUUGUUCGAUUGGAGCUAA
This is a messenger RNA of Acaulospora colombiana, 543 nucleotides long. NCBI's taxonomy places the organism in Eukaryota, Fungi, Glomeromycota, Glomeromycetes, Diversisporales, Acaulosporaceae. The record is from the annotation of a GenBank genome assembly.